Molecule: messenger RNA, 861 nt
Organism: Malania oleifera
Lineage: Eukaryota; Viridiplantae; Streptophyta; Magnoliopsida; Santalales; Ximeniaceae
Product: 14 kDa proline-rich protein DC2.15-like
Exons: 1
Coding region: 204-626 (140 amino acids)
Source: RefSeq, a predicted model, not a curated record
UGGGUGCCUUCCAUUUUUUAAUUCCGUGCUAUACUUAAUUAUUUCCCGUUUACAUUAAUUGAAUAGACCACCCUUCCCCUUUAAACCCUAUAAAAGCCCUACACCUCACCUUUAUUCCCUCCAUCCCCGCACAAAUAAUACAGCACUAGCUUCAAUUCUCACUUCUCUUCAACUAGCUAGUACGUAUUUGUGUUAGUUAAGACAUGGCCAGGAGCUCUGCUUCAGUUCCUCUCUUCCUCAUCCUCAACAUCCUCUUCUGUGCCCUUGUCUCAGGCUGUGGCACCUGCCCAGGUCCAAACAAGCCCACGCCAAAGCCGUCUCCGAGCUCCGGCUCGGGAUCGGGAUCGGGAUCAGGCUCAGGUUCGGGCAAGUGCCCUAAUGAUGCCCUAAAACUGGGUGUGUGUGCCGAUGUGCUCAAUGGAUUGAUCCAUGCUGUGGUGGGCAGCCCACCCGUAACUCCAUGCUGCAGUCUCCUUAAGGGCCUUGUUGAUCUUGAGGCAGCUGUUUGCCUUUGCACUGCCAUUAAGGCAAACAUUUUGGGCAUCAACCUGAAUGUUCCUGUCUCGCUGAGCUUGCUUCUCAACGUCUGUGGGAAGAAGACCCCUUCUGGAUUCAAAUGCGCUUGAAGUUUAUAUAAUUAAUUAAGCUUGCUUAAUUUGAGAGCUACAACUAUUUAUUUGAAGCGCGUGUGUCGUUAUUAUGUAAGUGGCAACAAAUUGUUUCCUGUUUUACGUAAGGUGAUAUUGGUUUGAUUUGGCAAGUGGGAUAUUAUUGAAUAAGUUAUUUUUCCUUUUGCAAAACGAAGGGAUCACCUCUUAGUGAUGUUUACUUAGUUAAUAUAAUUUUUAUUGGAAAUUAAAA